GCCCAGGAAAAUAGAGGGAAGGCCAACUCUCCAAUGAACUUGUCUAUUCCUCCGCCCCCUCCUUGCCCACGGAUUCCUCCUUGCUGCCCCUGCUUCCCCUCCUUUCCCCCCCUUGAUUCCCCUCCUUUCCCCCCUUGCUUCCCCUCCUUUCCCCCCCUUGCUUCCCCUCCUUUCCCUCCCUUGCUUCCCCUCCUUUCCCCCCCUUGCUUCCCCUCCUUUCCCCCCCUUGCUUCCCCUCCUUUCCCCCCCUUGCUUCCCCUCCUUUCCCCCCCUUGCUUCCCCUCCUUUCCCUCCCUUGCUUCCCCUCCUUUCCCCCUCUUGCUUCCCCUCCUUUCCCUCCCUUGCUUCCCCUCCUUUCCCCCCCUUGCUUCCCCUCCUUUCCCCCCCUUGCUUCCCCUCCUUUCCCUCCCUUGCUUCCCCUCCUUUCCCCCCCUUGCUUCCCCUCCUUUUCCCCCCCUUGCUUCCCCUGCUUUCCCCCGCUGCUUCCCCUCCUUCCCUUCCCUCCUUCCCUCCUUUCCCCCCCUUGCUUCCCCUCCUUUCCCCCACUGCUUCCCCUGCUUUCCCCCGCUGCUUCCCCCUCCCCUCCUUCCCCCUGUCUCCCCCACUGCUUCCACACCUUUCUUCCACUGCUUCACCUUAUUUUCCCCACUGCUUGUCCUCCUUUCCCCCACUGCAUCCCUCCUUUUCCCCCCGUGCUUGCCCUGCUUUCCCCCAAUGUUUCCACUUUCCACCUCCAGUACCGUAGUAACACCAGCGUUAUCCAGCGUUACCCUCUCUGCCUCAUCCCUUCUCUCCCCACCGAUCCUCUACGCAUCCAUUCUCUCCCCAUCCAUCCUCUACGCAUCCCUUCUCACCCCACCCUCCUUGCCACCAUCUCCUCAGGUUUGGGGCGCUGUGGACGGACGGCAACAGGCAGAUUUGCUCUGCAGGAACGAAUGUGGUACUGCAGCGUCCAGGAAAGGCGACCUGCUGCGUGUACCCUUUCCUCGCUCGCCUAUCCUCCCCAUCGCCUGCCAGCACCGUCACAUUUCCCGCGUCGCCUACAAGUAG
This is a messenger RNA of Closterium sp. Naga37s-1, 1050 nucleotides long. Lineage: Eukaryota; Viridiplantae; Streptophyta; Zygnematophyceae; Desmidiales; Closteriaceae. The record is from the annotation of a GenBank genome assembly.